Harpia harpyja (harpy eagle) is the source of this 4325-nucleotide messenger RNA. RefSeq names its product ribosomal modification protein rimK like family member B (gene RIMKLB). Gene Ontology annotation, cellular component: cytoplasm. The transcript is spliced from 7 exons. Bases 930 to 2090 code for a protein of 386 amino acids. The record is from RefSeq and is a predicted model, not a curated record. Gene Ontology annotation, biological process: protein modification process. NCBI's taxonomy places the organism in Eukaryota, Metazoa, Chordata, Aves, Accipitriformes, Accipitridae. Gene Ontology annotation, molecular function: ligase activity, forming carbon-nitrogen bonds; metal ion binding; ATP binding.
GGAGCGAGCGCGGGAGGAGGCGGCGGCGGCGGCGCCCGCGCUGUGGCUGGAGCGGCGGCCGCGGGGGGCGGGGGUCUCGGUGCAGGGAACAGCCGGCCUCCUCGCCCCAGCCGCGGGGAGCAGGGACGCCGAGGAGGGGGAAGGGGCGAGCGGAGCGCCGCGCCGCGUCGCCCGCUCCCCUUUAGGACCGCGCCGCCGAGCGACCGCCGCCGCCGCCGCCGGCGGGGAGGAAGGGGCGAGUCUCCCCCGAGCCUUCAUUCGCCCCGCGGCUUCCCUUCCUAGGCCCGGUGCCGGAGGGGGGGGGGUGGGGGGGGGCGCGCGGACCCCCGCAGGUCCCCUCAGGCUCGGGCUCGGCGGUGCCCGGGGCGGGUGUUGGUGACUUCAGAGUCAUUUAGGGGUUUAGUUCUGAGGAAGUAGAGACACGAGGAUUGAGUCUAUUUUACGUAGAAAGCUACAGUUCUUCAUCAGUACUCUUCUUCCUCCUUCCCAUCCCUCCUCCCCCGUAGGGGAGGACAAUUUGGGAAUUACUUUAACAGUCAUUUACUCCCCCUUUCCCCCCUCAGAAAUCUACCUUGGUCCCCGAAGCAUCCGCUAGACAUUGCCCGUUAUAGGACCAGGAAAACGUUAUCAUCAUCAUCCCUUGCUUGCUUUGGGAGCUUCAGUAGCACCCUUCCCUCCUUCGGAGUGCAGUGCAGACAGGCAUCCAGCAGACUUCCCUGCCACCCUUUUUGGGUGGGUAGUGGAGGAUCCAGGAAAAGGGGAACCCAGCGAGGCACGUGACCUCCUUACGGGAGCCAGAACUGAAGCAGCACUUGGCACGCUGAAGGAAGCACCCAUCUUUGGUCUCUUUUUCGUCUUCCGCUCCGUCCUCACCAAAUUUGUGAAGUUCCAUUGAAAGGAAACCUUGAAGGCUGCAAGACAAGUCCAAGAUGUGCAGUUCAGUUGCUCCCAGGCUGUGGUUCUUAACAGACCGUCGCAUCAGAGAAGAUUACCCUCAGCAGGAGAUCCUGAGAGCGCUGAAGGCCAAGUGCUGUGAAGAGGAGCUAGAUUUCCGGGCCUUGGUGAUGGAUGAAGUGGUGCUGACCAUUGAGGAUGGAAAUCUUGGUCUCCGGGUGAAUGGGGAGCUCAUUACUGCUUACCCGCAAGUGGUAGUUGUGCGUGUACCAACACCUUGGGUCCAGAGUGACAGCGAUAUCACAGUCCUUCGCCACUUAGAGAAGAUGGGCUGUCGAUUGAUGAAUCGUCCCCAAGCCAUCCUCAACUGUGUCAACAAGUUCUGGACAUUUCAAGAACUUGCUGGUCAUGGUGUGCCUCUUCCAGACACUUUUUCAUAUGGUGGUCAUGAGAAUUUUGCCAAAAUGAUUGAUGAGGCGGAAGUGCUGGAGUUCCCUAUGGUGGUGAAGAACACGCGGGGUCACCGAGGUAAAGCUGUGUUCCUGGCACGAGACAAGCACCAUUUGGCAGACCUAAGCCAUUUGAUUCGUCAUGAUGCCCCUUACUUAUUUCAAAAAUACGUUAAAGAGUCCCAUGGCAAGGAUGUACGUGUCAUCGUAGUAGGAGGCCGUGUGGUGGGCACCAUGCUCCGCUGCUCAACAGAUGGGAGGAUGCAGAGUAACUGCUCACUUGGUGGCGUAGGGAUGAUGUGCUCACUGAGUGAACAAGGCAAGCAGUUGGCAGUCCAAGUGUCAAACAUCCUGGGGAUGGACGUGUGUGGCAUUGACCUGCUGAUGAAGGACGACGGUUCAUUCUACGUCUGCGAGGCCAAUGCAAAUGUAGGUUUCAUUGCCUUUGACAAGGCUUGUAAUCUAGAUGUAGCUGGUAUCAUAGCGGACUAUGCCGCUUCUCUCCUUACCCCCGGUCGCUUGACGCGGCGCAUGUCCUUGCUCUCUGUGGUGUCCACGGCAAGCGAGACUAGCGAGCCAGAGCUGGGCCCUCCAGCUAGUGCCGCUGUCGACAAUAUGAGUGCUAGCUCCAGCUCUGUCGACAGCGACCCUGAGACCACGGAGAGAGAGUUGCUCACCAAGCUCCCGGGGGCUCUAUUCAACAUGAACCAGCUAUUAGCCAAUGAGAUCAAACUUCUGGUGGAGUGAUGCCACAUGUAAAUAGAUGACCAACAGAACUCUCUCUUGUAAAUUUUUUUUUUUUUAAACCAACUUGCAAUGCUGUUUAUCAGAGAAGCUCAGAGGGAUGAGGAAAGGGGGGGGGGUAUGUGUCAAUCAAGAGAGCAAGAGUGAAAGGCACACGUGCUGUGGUUGCUGCCCUUUUUUGCAGAACAUAAAAUUGUGUUCAUUCUUCAGCAUCAGUUUUCUAAUGAAGAUGCUCAGUUCACAGCCUAAGUGGGAAUUUUAUUUGGAUGCUGCUUUGGUCCCCAGACAUAUUGCAGUUCAUGUGUGUUCACAGGCAAGCAUUGAAGCAUGAUUCACACUUGGAAGAUUUUCGGAAAGCUGUCUGGCAGCUCUCUAGAAACUUCUGUGAAUUACUGCACCAGUUAAGUCUUUUCUACCUCUGUAAGGCUUGAUCCUGUAAACUGCCGAGUGCCUCAAUUUCUCAACGUGAGUUGAAGGUGUUAAAUACCAGGUUUUUAAAGUUCUGGACACCUACUGUUCCUACUGCUGUAGAUGGGAGCUGUAAGUUCAGGAUCCUUUGAGAGUCACCACUUUCUGACCUUGCAGGAUUAUGGCCUUUCAAAUGAUGAGGCUGAGAGAAGUGUCAGUUGACUUAACGUGAGCUUUCUGUACAAAUCUGUAAUUUGUGCCAUCUUGGUAUUAAUUGGCAGCUUUGUGUCUAUAUUUCUUUAUAAAGUUCUUCUCAUUUCAAAUCCUAAUUUUGGAAGGUAUGUAGGGGGAUUGGGGAUUGGUCAUAUUCUAUUUGUGGCAGAAGUGGCACGUUUUAACUAUUUUUUGCAUGAUUGGAGGAGAUAAACAGCACUGUAAUGUUUGGUAUACAAAUGUUUAAUCCAAUGUGAAAAAGAAUUACACUAGUUUAAAGCAAACGUGCAUCGACUUGUAUUUGUUAGUGUUUUAGUCUUUUUGAGAGAGAUCUGCAAUGUUAAUGUUCCUUUUUCUUUAAUACAUGCUAGUCCAACACUCCCUUCUCUAUGCCUGCAUCUUUAACAGUGGCCAAAGUGAAAACACUGCAGAUGUAUUGUUAAGAAAACACUGAGUUAAAGCCUGUACAUUGGUGGGGUGGUGGGUUUUUCUGGGUUUUUUUUGUUUGUUUGUUUUUAUUUUUUGCUUUUUUGGGGGGGGAAACGUGGUAAGGUAUGGAGGAUGGAAAAGUUGGUUAAAAAUGAUUAAAUAUCUAGAGGUACUUUAUGCUAAAGCUGCAGUUUAUACAAUACUUACCAGGCUUACUUUUUCCCCACUGAACAUAAAAGCUGAUGUUGGCAGAAAUCCAAAGAGUAUAACUGGGGAGAAAUACUCAAUUCUUAGCUUUGGGAAACAUGCAGCAGAUUUAAAGAAGAAAAAUCAAAAAAAAAAAAAAAAAAGGGAAAAAAGAAGGAAAAAAAAAAAAAAGAGAGCUCAGCCAGAAUUAAAAAAAAAAAAAAUAUAUAACCUAGGUCCACAAACAAUUAAAAAAUUAAUCCUGGACCCUUACGUGUGUGUGGUGUGAGUGCACACACUUGUGUGUGUUUGUGUGUGUGCAUUUGCUUUGCUUUAUUUCUUUUUGGGUUUUGGCUGUUUAGCUCCUAAUUUUUUUCCAGGCUGCCUGAUUUUCCUUAGUCCUUCUGGCUGUGCAUUUUCUCAUUAGCCUUGAGCUGUUUUGGAAAACAGAUAACCAAAACAGAUACUGAGUCCAUUUUUCAGUCCCUAUCUUCCCCCUUCUUUUCCUCCUCCUCCUUCUCCUCCCUCCCUUUUCAUUCCUUUCUCAUUCUCUGGGUUCAUAAAGCCCUGGAAUUAUAGAGAUAUAUAUAUAUAUAAAAAGAUAAGCCUCUUUUUUUAAAAACAAAAAGUAAAACGUUUACAAUUGAAAAAUAAUCUUGUGAAAAUAGGGUUUGUUUGGAGGGGGGUUGUGUGUGUGCAAUGCUGCUGUUUUCUGGAUACUUUAAUGGAGCAUGUCCCAUGUACCCUCUGAAGCUCUGCACUGCCCACCUCUGUGGCCCUUCCUCACCUCUCUGCUGCUCUGCUGUUUUAUCUUCACUUGGACCUUAAACACAACUCACGGACACUAUGCAGAGAGUCUUCAAGAGGCAAUAAACAGAACAGUAUUAACCUGCUUUAUGGAGGUUUGAUCAUGCUUCUUUGUACAGUUUGGUUUUUUUAUUUUAAAAGGAAUGUAAUAAAAUGGCUUUUUUUUGUAGAAUUAAAUAUUAUUAUUAAAAUCAA